AUGUCUUUGGAAAGCUGUUCCUCCUCGGAGGAUCUCCUCCUUUUCUGUGGCGACUUGGGCCGAGACGGUGUUCAAGCCCUUUCUCAGUUUGGAUCAUUCACCCCUAGCAUAUACGACUCAGCAUGGAUGUCCAUGGUUUAUAAAGGCCAGGAUUCGGAGCAAGAGUGGAUGUUCCCUCAAUGCCUCCAGUAUGUCCUGUCUCUACAGCAGCCAGAUGGAGCCUGGCCUGGUUUUUGUUCACCAGUGGACGGAAUACUUUCCACCGGAGCAUCCCUUCUCGCGUUGCUCAAUCGAAGGGAGCGGACUUCCAUGAAAGAUGAGCAAAGCGAUAUCUCUCAACGAAUUGAGCGUGCAAUUGAUAGCCUGCACAACAUUCUUCGAGAUUGGGAUGUCGCUAAAAGUGAUCAGGUUGGGUUUGAAGUGAUCGUUCCCAGUAUCCUUCGCCUGAUUGCUCAAUACGAUGUUCAUUUCACCUUCCCCGGACAGGAAACUUUGUCGAUAAUGCAUGCCAAAAAAAUGCAGAAAUUCCACCCGCAAAUUUUAUAUUCAGACCUCCAAACGACAAUGCUUCAUUCGUUGGAAGCUUUUGUGGGUGUUGUCGAUUUCGAUAUGCUCAAGCAUCACUGCACUGUGGAGAAUGGAGUGAUGGCCUCUCCUGCUGCUACGUCUGCAUACCUGAUGCAAAUCAAAGAAUGGGAUUCUUGUGCUGAGGAUUAUUUAAACCGCGUGGUCAGGUUUGCAGGGGACUGUAGUGGCGGAGUUCCAGCAGCAUUUCCCACGUGUAACUUCGAGUUAUCUUGGACACUUUCGACACUCUUCCUUCACGUGGGGUUGCCAAAUGAAGAUCAAAUCUCUCAUCUGCACCCUCUUCAGGUCAUUUUGAAAACCAUUACGGCGCAGCAAAAUGGCCUUAUUGGCUGGGCACCGGGGAUCAUGCCCGAUCCAGAUGAUACAGCAAGGGUCUUGAUGACGAUUAAUUUCUUAGGCAGCCAGGUAGACUUUACUCCGAUGGUCACAAAGUUCCGAUCUCAUCCGUGUUUCAAGACCUAUGAGAUGGAGCGAAAUCCAAGUUUAAGUGCCAACUGCAACGUCCUCUUGGCUUUGGUAUCGUCUGAUAACCCUGGAGCCUACGUUGAAGAAAUCACAGCCGUGUUAAACUAUCUCCUUGGGGCAUGGAAGAAAGGCAAUCUAUCCGACAAAUGGAAUUCUUCAGCCCACUAUUCAUGCAUGAUUUUGUGCUCUGCACUUGUUAGAGCUCUUCAACUCCACACAGACUCUACAUUGAAGGCAACCUAUUCAAUCUCAAUGACUCAAGGCAUAGUUCUAUGUCUUGUUCAAAUGGUGUCCCAAACGCUAUCGGAACAGGCUCAGGAUGGAUCUUGGGGCAGCUCCCUGGAAGUUACAUCAUACUGUACUCUGACGCUGGCCCAAAUGAUGCGCCUACCAUUCAAGAAUGAUUUUAAAGACAACCAGCUCCAAUCUGCGCUCAUCAAGGGACAAGACUAUAUUCUGGCUCACUGGCAUGACUCCAUGAAGCCAGAUAAUUACGACUAUCUUUGGAUUGAAAAGGUAUCAUACUCAAGUCGUCUUCUGCGCAAGGUCUACGCUAUCUCAGCAUUGAAUGCAAAUAUUGAUUCUCUGCACUUCAACUCGGAUAUUCUGCAGUAUUUCGCUGUGCCCGACGGUUUUAGUCGGAUGAAAAGGUUGCUCCAACCUAUUUCAAUGUUCAAGAAGUCCCCAAUGGUCUCGUGGCAUUUGAUCCUGCUCGAAGCUGCCCUUUGGUCCAGGUACUUGCAGGAAUCAAAGCAUGACAUAUUCCCACCCAUUGAGGACCAAAGGGGAAAAGACAAGCAUAUCAGUUUGAUUCCUGUCAUAUUCACGGCAUGUAACCAUAUGGGGAAUCAUGUCCUAUCGCCCAACACAAUUUGGGAAAUGAUUUUCAUCUCACUUUUGGUGUAUCAAACCGAUGAGCUGAUGGAAUCUUCCGUGAAGCAUCUCUCCAGACCUGCACUUGAAGGUCUUCGCCAACAUAUCGUGUAUGAAUGUAAUUUCACUGAAAAUUCUAGAGGCGGAAUCUUUGCUUCUUCUCCAAAGCAAACACCUUCCAGCCAUGACUCAUAUCCAAGCCCAGCAUCCUCGGCAGAAAGUGUGAAGUUACCACCAGCGCUCACAGAAACCGAUGCUCCGAGUCUCCCACAUCUAUCAAUGAUUGAAAUCAUCCGCAGACUCCGUUCAUUCAUUAACUGGACUCUGGGGCACCCAAAAGUGGUGGAAUCUUCCCAACUCAUGCAGAGGGAACUUGCGAGUGAAAUGUGCAGUUUUCUUUCUGGGCAUAUUGCGCAUCUCGCAAGUAACGCCGAGCUUUCUCUCACUCAUCGCACAACAAAUCCGGACUACCAUAGAUGGGUUUCCUCGAUCGGUGCAGACGAUACCAGUUGCCCAAUGGCUAGUCUAUUCUUUGUCUGUCUCACCAGUGACUCCACCAAAACCGCAUUUGAGAAAUCGCCAUUGGAACGUUAUUUGAGCCGAAGCGUUUUCCGGCACUUGGCCAUCAUGUGUCGUCAGUAUAACGAUUACGGAUCUGUCACUCGUGAUAUGGACGAAGAAAAUCUCAAUAGUCUGCAUUUUCCAGAGUUUCUGUCUUUUAACUCAGCCGAGAAGACACUUGGUAUCAGUGGUCAUGAGCGAGUGAUAUAUCCCUCAAUACUUAUGAAAGAGCAACUUCUUGCAAUCGCAGAAUUCGAAAGGGAUCAGAUGGAGCUUGCGUUUAAGCGACUUGAAGAAGCCAGUGUUGAAAACUGUGUUCUGGAAUCUGUGAGGGUGUUUAUCAAUGUCACGGAUCUCUUUGGUCUAGUGUAUAUACAUCGAGACUAUACUAAUCGCGUGGAGCACCAUCGAUAUUAG
This is a messenger RNA of Penicillium verhagenii, 2904 nucleotides long. Its product is annotated as terpenoid cyclases/Protein prenyltransferase. Gene Ontology annotation, molecular function: magnesium ion binding; terpene synthase activity. The record is from RefSeq and is a predicted model, not a curated record. Gene Ontology annotation, biological process: diterpenoid biosynthetic process. Lineage: Eukaryota; Fungi; Ascomycota; Eurotiomycetes; Eurotiales; Aspergillaceae. The transcript has 2 exons. Bases 1 to 2904 code for a protein of 967 amino acids.